AUGCAGGCGCUGGCAGCAUGCAGACGGUGCGCCGUGUCCUCGCACAGGGCGUUCUCCCGGCCCCAGGCGCGGCGUCUGAUUGCCUCCUCGCGAGCAGCUGCGUCGUCUGGCUCCAGCGGCCCCGCGGAGACCGAGCGGCGCGUGUCGCACAUUCUGCUCAAGGGCAGCGAUGCACGCGAGAGGGCAGAGGCGCUUGCGGCGACCGUGGGGAACGAAACCUUCGCUAGCAUGGCCAAGGAGAUGUCGGAAUGCCCCUCAGGCAAGGCGGGCGGCGACCUCGGAUGGAUUUCACGCGGGCAGAUGGUCCCGGCGUUCGAGGAAGCGGCCUUCUCCACCGACGUGGGCUCCAUCGCGCUGGUCGACACGCAGUUCGGCUCCCACCUCGUCCGCGUCGUCGGCGAGCGCGCCAAGCCCACCAUCCGCAACAUGUCGGUCUCGGAACUACAGGAGCGUCUGUGCGACCCCUCCUGGACGGACCAGGCGGUGCUCGUGGACGUCCGCGAGCCCGGCGAGCACGACGCGGCCUCCCUGCCCGGGUUUAUGUUGUACCCCCUGAGUCAGUUCAACAGCUGGGCGGGGGACUUCGCGGGGGCGUCCGAGGCCGACAAGGCCCGCGAACACGUCAUCCUGUGCCACCACGGCAUCCGCUCCAUGCAGCUGGCCGCCUUCCUGACGCAGCAGGGGUACUCCAACGUUGCCAACGUGUCAGGCGGUAUCGACGCUUACGCGCGGAUGGACAACUCCGUGCCGCGGUACUGA
Messenger RNA from Pedinophyceae sp. YPF-701, 759 nucleotides. The record is from the annotation of a GenBank genome assembly. Lineage: Eukaryota; Viridiplantae; Chlorophyta; Pedinophyceae.